AUGUACUAUGACAUGUAUGAGGGCUUAACCUGCGCUCGACCUGAGCCGGGCCAGUUCAUCAAACCUCUUCUCAGAAACAUCAUCGGAUGCAUUCUACACAACCAACAUCUUGCACCAGAAGAGCCGGUUUUCCUCGGUAACAACUGCGACACCUGGAAAGAUGAUUUGUCUGCCUUUUUCGACGAUGGCCUUCCCCAGAUUGUUCAUUGCUGUCCUUGUCUCUUUCAACUCCCAUUUCCGCACCCAUUCUUGAACAAAAAAAACGUCCGGUUAGAAGUGCUAACCCAAGGCAUCAACGAAAUGAUACCUGAUCGUCGGGGCGGUGGCUGGGCAGCCCUACAACAGAUGAUGUGCCGAAACUCAUCACGGGUACCCCACAACUCAGGCGACUUCCAAGGAACAGUCAAAGCGGGAGUUAAACGAUUGCAGCAAGCACUCCGCGACUGCGUCACUCACAUCAAGCCCAACGAUGGCCAGUGUCCACUUCCUUCUAUUAAUGACACACAGGAAGAACAAGAAAGGCAAGGCCUUGGCGCAGCAACGGUUUGGCUUUACGAUCAAGUGACAACUGUCGGUGUACCCGUGGACCUGUCCGCUUGCCCACGCCGUUCUUCGGAAGGCUUGAACUUCAUCUACAAGAGAGCCUGGGAAAUGCUUUUAGCUGUAGCCCUUAUAUACUACGGAGCUGACACUGCAGAACGCCAGAAAGACGGCCAGAAGGGCAGACCGGGUGAAGAUGGACGUAUCCAGGGACCGCCUGAAUUGCGACGAGCCAUCAUUAAUGGCAAGGGGACGCCAAAGGCUAAGGCGGACGCUUGGCACGAAGCGAGGCUGAAAUCGUACUCAUCACUAGCCCUGUUCCUCACCUUUGGAGUAGCAGGUUGGUUCCACUGCCAGACUGACAGACGAAAAUUCAACAUCCGUGACGUGUUUUCGCUUUACACUCUGGCCAACGAGAUGGCCCACGCCAAAGUGUCUAUUAACUCAAUCCUGUACCAUGGCUCCUCAACGAAAUCUGCCCCGUCUCGGAUUCCUUCACCAUGGCAGCUUCUGAACAACCACCUCAUCCGUCUUCUCACGGAAGCCAAUGUAGGGCAGCCUCAGCUUGAUUGGUACGACGCGGUUAUUAUCUGGGAGGAGGGGCUUACACUCGACCGACUGGCCCCGCUCAUGAUGAAAGACUUUCUAUCUGAGGUCCUUGUUGGGGGCCCUUCACUCUCUACUACAGCUACAGAUGUUCCAGAUGUAGAAGGAUACAGAGGGUUGGAAGAUGAAUGGACUCUCCGAGCAAAGAGGAUGCUGUUGGGAGCCGAAGACCAUCAGCUAAUGCUUUUGCAGAGGCUAGAGGCAAAUGGAGUGAUCACAACAGAGUCAGGUGAGGAAGAAGCUCCGGAUGGUGAGGAAGAAGCUCCGGAUGGUGAGGGGGACAUCUCAUGA
Molecule: messenger RNA, 1437 nt
Organism: Puccinia graminis f. sp. tritici CRL 75-36-700-3
Lineage: Eukaryota; Fungi; Basidiomycota; Pucciniomycetes; Pucciniales; Pucciniaceae
Exons: 2
Coding region: 1-1437 (478 amino acids)
Source: RefSeq, a predicted model, not a curated record